UUGAAACAAAAGUGCACAAAGAACCGAAAUUCAAGUCCACUGUCUUCGUCUUCUUCUUUUGCGAAAAAAUCAAAUCUAUCAGUGAAAAAAAAACCGGAGAAAAACCUUUUUUUUCCACAGCCAAAAGUGCGUGGUUAAACCCCUCUCAUUUUCUAUAUAAAACAAAAAACCCAGACAAUAAAGUAAACAAAGAAAUAAUGUCUAUUCAAAUACACAUCUAUCAAUUUCCAAAGAGGCUAUCAUAAACAAAAAAAAAAAAUCCUCCUCCAUUGCAAGUGCAAGUAGUAGAUAGAACCAAACGAUUAAAUUAUUGUAGGCGUAUAACGAGCAACAACCGAACACCGAACGACGACGAACGGACGGGACAGACGAGAAUCUAUGUAUAUUCUAUUCUACAGCCAACAACUCGAUUGGUCUACAAAUUCCAGGAAGUUUUUUUAUUUUCUUUCUUUUGGCUUUUUUUAAUGUAAUUUUGUCAAGAAUUCUAUGAAUAACUUGUUUCUUUGACGACUCCAUGUAAAAUCCAAAGAUCUCUCGAAAGAAACUCAAAAUUUUUCUACUUUAAUUAAAGUAUUUUUCAUUUUUUGAACUCGAUUGUGUGUUGUUUUGUUCUCGUGGGUGGAUUUUUAGAGUUUUUCCUCGAGACGCAGCUGGCUGUUAAAUCGCCAUGUGGAAGUGUCACAAGUGUGGAAAGCCUGUCUACUUUGCUGAAAGAAAACAAUCGUUGGGCUAUGAUUGGCAUCCGGAAUGUUUGCGUUGUGAAGAGUGUGGCAAACGAUUGAAUCCCGGUCAACAUGCUGAGCAUAAGGGAGUGCCUUAUUGUCAUGUGCCAUGUUAUGGCGCCCUAUUUGGCCCGCAACUGUUUGGCCAUGGUACUCGAGUAGAAUCUCAUAAGAAUUUUGGACAAAAGGGUAUCCAACGUGCCAAUAGUAAUGGUACGCCAGCGCUACCAAGAGAUCAUUUGGAAUCAAAAUUAAAGCUGUAUAAUCAAUUUUAUGACAAUAAAAGCCUAGAGGUGCGUAGCCGUGAGGUUAACAAUAGACUGAUACUUGAAGGUGCUUUACGAGUAUAUUGGGGUGUGCAAGGUGUUAUCCAUUUAAAAGAAGAUGACGAUCAACGGACUGUUGCAAUACGUAAAAGAAAUUCUGGACGUUAUUCGACCAGUAGCACUGUUGAAGCGGAGAAUUCUGAUAAAGAAAAUGAUGGAACUGAAUCAGUUGAUCCAGCAACAACGACAACAACAACUGGAGGCGGAGUAGAUGACCUAUCGACAGAUGUUUCUUUAUCAGAUAGUAUGACUUUUGAUUCGUGUAGCUUAAAUGAGUAUCCCCUGUCUGAGGAAGCAGUAACGCCGACAACACCAACAGCGACGCAAUCAACAUUAACAACCACUACGGGCAGUACAGCAUCAACACUUCCGUCUAAGCUUGAGAGUAUUAAUAAUUUGGAAUGGGAUGAAAUUGAUGAUUUAUUACAGGUAGAACGACGAUUUAGUGAGAAGGAUAAAAUCUAUGAAACAAUGCCAGUCAAGUUGCCAUCAUCACAAUCUUCUAGUGAAAGUUCUCCGACCAAGAGUGCAUCAGAGCAAAGUAGCAGCAGUACCACAGAAACAUCUUCCGACAACUUUAUCACAGCAUCGGCAUCAUUGGGAACAACUACAACUGAAACAACAACGACCAAUCCAACCACUGACAACGAUGAUGACACACUCAAACCAAUGGACUUUGAAGAUUUCAAACGAAGUAUCCAUCAGGAAUAUGUGAAUGGAUCAAAUGAUUUUCCAGAAAUUAACGAAGACACAUUAAAGAAAAACCAACCAAUUGAUCCAUCACGAAUAAAUGAUUCGUUGAAACUUUACGGUGAGAAUGCAAUGAGCAAGAGUUUUAAUUGCGAACAAGCUUUGCGCUCUAUUGAUCCAUCGAUGAUCAAUGACACUCUUUGCAGAAGGGUUGUUAGUGGAAUUGAGCAUUCGUCGGCGAGGAAUUAUGCUCUGCAGAAAUCUGGUUCGGCAAAUAUGAAUCAUAAUCAUAAUGGUCGAUCGGUUUUUGAAAAAGGCAUUAAUCGUUCAAAGUCAGGGCCGACUUGUUUUGAAUUUACCGAUAGCGAGGAUGAAUCUUCAACUUUGAAGCCACGCAAGCCGUCGACAAUAAAACGCAGCGAACAGCGAUAUGUAAAUAUUCGCAUGGAUUGCUAUCCGCCCAAUCAUAGUGACAACGACACAAGCAGAGGAGGCGAUACAAAUAGUUCUGAUGUUGCGGGUGAGCUAACAGCCACAGAGACGUAUAUUAAUGGCCAACAAUAUCAUGUUACAGAAGAUGGGGUGGUAUUGCGACGACCGCCAAGGACUGGAUCGACGGCAAUUAAGAGGAGGUCAGGCAAUAAGAGAUCUCGUACAAAGCUCAAGCGUCGUUGCUCCAUUAAUGGUCAUUUUUAUAAUCGAGAAACAUCGUUUUUUACACCACCCUAUGGAUCACAAAUGAGCGUAUGGGUGACAUCGUUGGUUACAACACAAGAAGUUAUAAAUCUCAUUUUGGAGAAAUAUAAAGUGGAUAGUCCGGCAGAGAAUUUUUCACUUUUCAUUUUGCGAGAUAAUGGAGAGCAGAAACGAUUAAAGGAUACAGACUAUCCAUUAGUUGUUCGUAUAAUGCUUGGUCCACAUGAAGAUGUAGCUCGAAUGUUUCUAAUGGAUGCUCAAAGGACUCAAGAAAUAAGCAAUGAGGUUGCUCAAUUUAUCAACCUCUCCGUACCAGAGUGCCGUGCAAUUUUAGAUCGCUACAACGAUGAGUUGGAGCGUGAAAUCGCCAAAGUUAGAGAAAAAUAUGCUGAAUUGCGUCGUCGCAUUGUCAGUCGUAUGGAAUCUCUAAAAGUUCGUUUAUAAUCUCGUCAAAUCAAUAUAAUUUAGAAUUCUCGAAACUCAAUUAAUUAAUGUUUCGAAAUUUGAAAGGAAAUCAGAGUAUUUACAGACAACCUAACAUUUUAUAUUCAAAUAUAUUCCUAAAUAAUUGUUGUUUUCACAUACAAUUUUUACAUAAUUGCAUAUUUUAUAUUUAAUUUUUACUUUAAACUAUGUGAUUCCAGUUUAAUUUUUGAUCACCAAAAUUGCUUUAACAACAACUAUAGUUUGUUUUGAACUUUAAUAUUAUUUUUUUUGUAUGGUUAAGAGUAUAGUUUUUGAUAUUGAUUUUAUCCUGAGGGUUAAUUAGUGAAGUUUUAGACUGAAUCAGAGAAAAAAAAACUUUAAGUAUUAUAAAAAAAACAAUAUAUAUUUUGUCUUAUGAUAAUGUCUUUACAAAAUUUGCACUUUCUCACACAUACUCGCGUUUAAUGCGCAUGUAAAAUAAAUUUGAUAAAUCUUCUUUUUUGGUGUUUAGUAAUUUAGAAGGCAACUAUAAAAUGUAGCGUUACCUAAAAAAUUACCCCAAAAAUGGUAUUGUAUUCACAAAUUUGUACUCAUAUCUUUUUUCAAAAUUUUUGAAUCUCGAUAUUAUGUUUUGAGGUUGUUUUUAUU
Messenger RNA from Episyrphus balteatus (marmalade hoverfly), 3508 nucleotides. It is a transcript of the gene Rassf, whose product is annotated as serine-rich adhesin for platelets. NCBI's taxonomy places the organism in Eukaryota, Metazoa, Arthropoda, Insecta, Diptera, Syrphidae. Bases 668 to 2878 code for a protein of 736 amino acids. The record is from RefSeq and is a predicted model, not a curated record. Gene Ontology annotation, biological process: signal transduction. The transcript has 8 exons.